UUGACAUUUCUACUUAUUUUGAGAAAUAGCGGAUUAGAAUUUAAAGAAAAUAACUCGAAUGAAGCAAAUUUAAGAUAUUUAAAUAAUUUUAUGAAAUAGAAUUAUUCCGUUAUUUACAAUAUUACAUUGUGUUAUAGUUUAUAUAAGGAAGUAAAAACAAAAUGAGAAUUGUAAAGCCAAUAUGGAAAAUUGGAAGACGAAGUGUCAGCACCUGGUCUCCAUUAGCCACAGCCUUCAACACGAGACCAAUACAUAGACCUAUAUUUGACUCAUUGAGAGAGAGAACUGGUCUCUUCAACAAGCCAGAGUUAACAAGCUUUGAGGGUUUUUACACACUCAAAGAGCAAGCAAUAGCAGCUACAGAUAGGCUUAUAGAGGAAGCCACUACAAACCCAACAAGGCCCAUGGUAGAGAUAUUUGAUGAGCUCUCAGACACCCUAUGUAAAGUUGCAGAUCUUGCCGAGUUUAUAAGGAUAGCUCACCCUCAACCCCACUUUGCCAGUGCAGCGGAAGAUGCCUGCAUCAGUGUCAGUGGUGUUGUUGAAAAGUUAAACACACACAAAGGAUUGUAUGAAGCAUUAAGGGACUCAGUUAAAAAAGGUACUUCAGGGGAUAAGCAUUUAGCAGAACUGUUUCUAUUUGACUUUGAACAGAGCGGCAUUCAGUUAGAGGAGAAUGCUAGGCGGGAAGUUGUUGCCUUGAAUGACCUAAUACUACAGACAGGACAGCAGUUUAUGGCUGGUGCCGCAAAGCCUAGACGAGUCCCUAGAUCUGUUGUGCCACAGAAUGUUAGACAAUUUUUCAGCACAGAGGGAGAAGAUGUCAUAGUGAGUGGUGUGUAUGCCGAGUGCGGAGAAGCAGCCGCGAGAGAGGCUGCAUACCGUCUGUACCUCGCACCGGAUAUUAGACAGGAACAGUUGCUAAGCACCACACUCCGGGCGAGGCAUCGGUUGGCACAACUCUGCGGUUUUGAUAGUUACGCCGAUAGAGCAAUAAAAGCCAGCACAAUGGAAAAUUCCUCGAAUGUACGUGAAUUUCUCGAUAUAUUGUCAGAUAAUCUUCAUGAUAGGGCCAAUGCUGAUUUCGAGGCAAUGGCGCGUAUGAAACGGCAAGAAUCUCCAUAUCAGGAAAAGUUAAUGUGCUGGGACACUCCAUAUUUUACUCAUAAAGCAAAAACACAGUUACUCAAUGUGGCCAAUUCAGACUUCAGCCCAUAUUUCUCACUAGGAGGGUGUAUGGAAGGUCUGAAUAUGCUGUGUCAAGAAUUGUAUGGUAUUACUUUGAAAUCAGAAGAAAUGUUGCCAGGAGAAUCCUGGGCACCUGAUGUGUACAAAUUGGCCGUCGUCCAUGAGACAGAGGGUCUUUUGGGUCACAUAUAUUGUGAUUUAUAUGAGAGGGCAGGAAAACCACACCAAGAUUGUCAUUUUACUAUACAAGGAGGAAAAUUGUUACCUGACGGAACUUAUCAGAAUCCAAUAGUGGUGAUAAUGUUAUCGCUGAGCGGCGGGCACCGCGGCGGGCCGGCGCUGCUGAGCGCGGGCGCGGUGGACAACCUGUUCCACGAGGCGGGGCACGCGCUGCACUCCAUGCUGGGCCGCGCGCCGCACCAGCACGUGGCCGGCACGCGCUGCGCCACCGACCUGGCCGAGCUGCCCAGCGUGCUCAGCGAGCACUUCGCCUCCAGCCCGCAGGUGGUGCGCCGCUUCGCGCGCCACUUCCAGACGCGCGAGCCGAUGCCGGAGUCCAUGCUGCAGCGGCUCUGCGCCUCCAAGUAUCUGUUCGGUGCCAGUGAGAUGCAAUUGCAGGUGUUCUACUCGGUGCUGGACCAGCUGUACCACGGGGCGGGGGGCGGCACCACGGACGCGCUGCGGCACGCGCAGCAACACUACUAUGGGUUGCCGUAUGUUGAGAAUACGGCGUGGCAGCACCGCUUCAGCCACCUGAUCGGUUACGGCGCGAAGUACUACUCGUACCUGAUAUCGCGCGCGCUGGCGUGGAGCGUGUGGCGGCAGAACUUCGAGGCGCGUCCACUCAGCCGCGCGGCCGGCGACCGACUGCGACACGCGGUGCUGCGCCACGGCGGCGCCAAGGAGCCUCAGAUAUUACUGCGUGACUACUUGGGCACUGAGAUCACUCCGCGCGCGAUGGCCUCCGCUCUCACAGACGAGCUGGACUACCACAAGGACCAUUUGGACACUCUGCUAAAGACCCUGGAGAAAUAGACUGUUUGGUUGAUGUACAGGAACUGUUUAUAGAUGAAUUGUGUGAUGCUUAAUCCAAUGAAUUUAUCCAAUAUAAUUGGCUUGGUACAUUCGUUAUAAUGUUACCCUGUAUCAAAAUUAUAACAAAAGUGACCAGGUUAAUUUGGUGAAUGGACAAUGUAAUCUUUGUCAUUUAUAAAUUAUACAUAGAAUAUUUGAAAUAUUUGUGGGAGAUAUUCGAAGUAAUUACAAAUAAAUCCCUUUUCAAUUUCUAUCCCAAUCACCUUUGUAAAACCAAAUAUACGUAAAAAAACUUUUUAGUCCCCCAGCAAAUUCAAUUCAAAACUUUCCAAUUACAUAUUCAAUGACAAAACAAGGUCUAACAUAAAUCAUAAAUAACUAGUAAAUAACAAGUACAUAAAUUUCACUUACAUAUGGUUAAACCAAUUUGAAAACUUCAUAUUAAACUAAUCAAGAUUGGCUCAAAUUAUAGAUGCAAUUAUUAUGGUCUUGGUACCUUUGGGAGGUUAUUCUAUGCUUGCCAUAAUUUAUCAAUUAUUUAAAGCAAUAUAUAACUAUAGUUUAUUUCUAUUAUUUUAUUUGACAUAUGUUGCUCCAUAAUCAUCAUUACAUUGUCUUCCAUUUAUGAAAAUGAAUAAUAAUUCGAGCUUAUUUCGUGUUACUGGGAUAUUUGAAAUCGAUAAUAAAUUUCUGGAUUAAUUUUCUGUCUUGAAAUGCAUAUAACGCUUCUGUGAAAUUGUAUGUAUGAAUGUUUCGAUAUGACGAUAUGUGGAUGCAUCUCAUUUAAAUAAAAAAUAACGUAUCUAAUCUUCCACCUUAUAUUUAUUUGUAUAUUUAGAUCUUUUAACAAUUCUGAUAGUAUUAUGUAGAAUCAUUUGUGAGUUAUUUUAAGAUGUUGAAAUAAAACAAACUCGGAAAAUUA
Messenger RNA from Zerene cesonia (dogface butterfly), 3144 nucleotides. Its product is annotated as mitochondrial intermediate peptidase. Lineage: Eukaryota; Metazoa; Arthropoda; Insecta; Lepidoptera; Pieridae. Gene Ontology annotation, biological process: peptide metabolic process. The transcript has 13 exons. The record is from RefSeq and is a predicted model, not a curated record. Gene Ontology annotation, cellular component: mitochondrion. Gene Ontology annotation, molecular function: metalloendopeptidase activity. Bases 162 to 2222 code for a protein of 686 amino acids.